Messenger RNA from Liolophura sinensis, 2551 nucleotides. Its product is annotated as peroxidasin homolog pxn-1-like. Gene Ontology annotation, biological process: response to oxidative stress. Gene Ontology annotation, molecular function: heme binding; peroxidase activity. Lineage: Eukaryota; Metazoa; Mollusca; Polyplacophora; Chitonida; Chitonidae. The record is from RefSeq and is a predicted model, not a curated record.
AUGACACCAGGAAAAGAAGAGAACACGAGGGAGCUGAUUAAGGGCAUUACCUCUGAAACUGAACUUCCAGAAAUGGACUUUCAGUACUUCAAAACUGUAGAGAAAGAGAAGGUUGCAAGGCAGAGAAAGAGAAUUGCGGUGUCACAUCAGCAGAUUUAUAACCCGAUUGCUCCUGUCCCUGGGCGACCUCGGGUUGUACCGGCCUCUCGGUUAAUUGCGACACGUGUAGUCAAUGAGAAGUCGGUGUACGACCCUAGUGACGAUAGACGUAGGGAACCUCCAACUAACACAAGGAGUCCACCUGGUGUCCGACCUGGCCCAGCCCACCAACCAGUUUAUCAGCCGGUACCAGUACCACCCUAUUAUCCACCAAAUCCACCUCAUUAUCCACCAGUUCCACGUCCGCCACCCUAUUAUCCACCAAAUCCACCUCCACCACCCUAUUAUCCACCAAAUCCACCUCCGCCACCUAUCAACUGGGACGCUGUUAUUCACGAGGCUAUAAAACGAACAGACGAUGAGGACGCUACCAUGAGGCGGCGAUUAGACACAGGUGAUGACAAAUAUGGCCACCACUUCACCAAUCCCGAUCCAUUGCUGUUCUCGGAGAGUCCGGAAAAUGCCGAAGGAUUCUCAAGGCCGAGCAGAGUCAUCAACUGGAUUUCACGAAAAAUCAAGCAGCAGUAUCCCGGAUAUACUCUGAAUCACGUGAUGUCCCACCCAGUUGCCCAUCGGCAUGGAGUCAGCUGCCCGUUCAGACCCCCACAAAACUGUGCUUCUAGACAGAGAUACAGAACUGUUGACGGGAGCUGCAAUAACCUACGUAACCCGCUCUGGGGAGCGGCCUUCACGCCUUUUACCCGUACCCUGCCUGCUGUGUACGAACAUCGCAAUGGGCGUGAUGAUUUUCCACGAAGUCGCUCGGUUACUGGUGAGCCGCUGCCCAACCCCCGUAUCAUCAGCACUCGGUUCCACGAGGGUGCCCCGAUCGGCGAUGACUCCAUAUACUCUAUGCUUAUUACAAUAUAUGGACAGUUCCUGGCACAUGACAUCACCGACAGAGCUCCCAGCAAAGGGUCACGCGAGCAGCUGAACCAGGCUUCCUCUUUCAUUGACGGCGGUGCAGUGUACGGAGCCACGAAGAACAAGUCUGACAGCCUCAGGCGAUUCAAGGGAGGUUUACUGAUGAUGUCUGUUCCCCAGCAACUACCCAUAAUACCUCACCCUAACGCCCAUGCUACCAUGCAGGGCUUUGCUUUCUACGCCGCAGGUGAUAACCGGGUAAACGAGUUCAUCGGAUUAAUAGCCAUGGAGACAGUAUGGAUUAGAGAACAUAAUCGGAUUGCGAAGGUUCUGGCGAGGAGGCACCGUAACUGGGAUGACGAGAGAUUGUAUCAAGAGACCAGGAGAAUCAUCAUCGCGAUAAUACAACAUAUCACAUUCUCCGAGUAUCUGCCAGCUAUCCUAGGUCCUGACCUCAUCCGCAAGUACGAACUGAGACAUCUUAUUAGUGGGCACUACACGGGCUAUGAUGCCAACCAUGACCCCAGUCUUGCCAACUCUUUCGCAACGACAGCCAUGAGAUUCGGUCACAGUAUGCUACAAACCACCUACCGGUUGUUGAACCGACAAAACAAUGACAAUGGUUACACGCCAAUAGAUCUGAAAGACACGUUUUUCAGACCACAGACGUUCCUUCUUCACGAAGAUCCGUUAAUGCGCGGUAUGACCGCCCAUCCCAGCAAGAAAUGUGACCGUAUCUUGUCCAGCAGCGUGAUAAACAAUCUGUACGAGACUGAUGAAGGCACUGGGUCGGAUUUGGCAGCCAGUAACAUUCAGAGAGAGCGGGAUCACGGACUGCAGUCAUACGUUGAGUGGAGAAGACAUUUCGGAUUAUCUGUGCCCAAGAGGUUUGACACGUCUUCAGAAGGGUUCUCUGACCACACAGAAGACACAGUGAGGAGGCUGAGCAGAUUAUACAAGGGACGUGAGAGAUGUGGAUCUCUUUUACGGCUUGGGGUGUCAGAAAUCCCUGUACAUCACGGGGCAGUGGGACCCACAUUCGGCAACAUUAUAGGGAAACAGUUCAAGGCGUUGAAAGGAGACAGAUAUUGGUAUGAAACUAGCGAAAGACCACAAGCAUUUACUCUAGUUCAACUCCGUGAGAUCAAGAAAGUGACGAUUGCUUAUUUGCUGUGCAAGACAUACAAUUUUGAUAGAAUACAAAGACGAGCGUUUUUUAAUCCAGAUCAGAAUACGAACAAUCUUGUGCCCUGUUCAUCGAUAACAUCGUUAAACCUUGACGUCUUCUAAGUGUUCAGAACCAUUGAGUACAAGGACGAUGUUUAAUGCUUUCAUGGUUUUGGGCACCAGGUGUGCGAAAUAUCCUAGGCGUUUAGUGAACAACGGAAAAACGAACUCGAACAGCCAUAACAACAAAGAUGACAGCACAAGGCUUAAUAACUGAUAUGUCCUGGCUGAGAUCUUCACCAUUCGUCAAGCUCGUUUACGCUGUGGUGUCACGCAAGAAUCAGCCUAUUUUUAUUCAAUA